CACAAUGUGACCAACACAAUACUGAGCCGUCGUUAUGGAGUCGGGUACCUGUGCCGUGCGGUUACUGCAUCAGGAGUUUUACCAAUAUCUCAUCUUCCCUCCCUCUAGGAUUCCUCUUCAACUCCUACGACGUAUCUCACUUGUCGUGACAUUUACUGCUUUUUUUCGCGUCACGAUAAGUUAAAAGUUAGCGCGAUGGAGCCUCUUCCUAUUGAAGUCCUUCAAAUCACACUCAGCUACCUCUGCAUGCAUUGUCGAGACCCCAUCGCCUUCCCUCACGCAGAUACACCAGAGAUCCGGGACGAUAAGAGAGCACUGGCUUUCCUUUGCAGAACGUCACGGCGCAUAUCUGCCGUAGCCUAUCCGAUCUUGUACCACUAUUAUGCGACGGGGAAUAUCCAUCUUAGACAGACAGUUCUUACCAAACAAAAGGCUCUCGACAUUGUCCCCCAACCAAGCCUGAUUCAGGAAUUUACUCGUACCAUCCAGCAGCGACCUGACUUGGCCUCAUACGUGGAUUCUAUGCAGGUUGCAUCCCGAGACCUGGCCAUUAAUUAUCGCCUCUCGUCAGCCGACUCCUCAGACUCAGACAGCAGUCUGUCGGACUCAGAAGUGCCCCCCGAAGUGUGGACAGCUGCCAGCACAUUAUACGAUCAACAUUCAAGGAAGCCACAGGCACUAAUGCCGGCAAAGGACUAUAGCAUGCUGGAGGGCGAGAUGUCAGAUUUGGUAAAGGCUAUCCAGUCCUGUCCACGUUUGCAAAGCCUCCUCGUCAGCUACAGUGACAACGACCCUAUCUGGCCCGACACAUGCUGGCUGACGCUGAAAAUGCCCUCAAUCCGUCGUCUGGGCGUUAUAGUCGGCCCACUCAGACAGACCGCAAACUAUCUCGGCUUUGCCGCGAUGCAGACCAUGUUUCCAAAAGUCGAAUCCAUUCAUGCUAGCACGGGAGGCUUGUGGUUGAUACAGCGCCGCACGCUCCCUUCCAAAGACCCCACCAACUUUUUGACAAAGUUGAAGAGCCUCUCACUCUCGGGAAUACGGGACAAUCACUUGGAGGAGCUGUUGACUUGCCUUCCUGGCCUCGAACACCUCGAGAUCACAAACCAGAACUACGAUUGCUCCUGGCGAACGGCCCUCAAGCCAGUGCAAAACCGACUCAAGAGCCUUCACGUAUCCUAUCACCUCAAGCCGCACCAUGGCAUGAACUUUUGGGAUGUCAGGUACCGCCACAGUGAACGGUGGCGAUUAUACGGCGCUCUGGAAGAACUGUCACUCGACUGCCGGUUGAUCCGGGACAUCGUCACGCCUUAUGCCCCCGAAGCGAGACUGGCAUCUCUGCUACCGCCGUCUAUUCGUGUUUUUAGGAUCCGAUAUCUUCACUCUGCGAUGGUAGGGACGAUGAAGUACCUGGCAGACGUGGCCCCCACACGGUUUCCGCAUCUCAAGCUCAUCCACAUUGGGGUGUCCGAGUACGAAGCGCCCGGACAUGAGGGCAGGGUUGCAGCAAUGGAGAAACCGACGCGUCGGCUCCUUGCGGCGGUGGGCAUCGAGCUCUUGUGGACACAGGAACUUGUCUGGGAACAGAAUAGACCUGGAAGCUUCCUCUGGUCAGGAAUGAAGCUGACAGCGGACAUACCUCUUCCCGUUGUACCCGAGCAUCUGGUUAUUCAUUAACGCAGAGGAGAACAACGCAGAGGAAUAAUGUCCGGUUGACUAUCACGGGAAGCUCAUGUGUCGUUGGUAGCCAUGUACUUACAAUGUUUAUUGGCACAUGCUGACGGAGACAGAGUCGAGAAGAGUGUAAGUAACCGAGACGAGGGAUUUCUCAAGUCACAUUUACCAUGAGAUCACAUUCAUAGACAAGAGGCAGGGGAAGUCUAGCAACAUGCUGAUGUAAAAAUGCUCACUGUAUUCCUGGGAGCCUCAAACUAGAUGGUCCUAUCUAAUUUAGACAAUGUACAACUUACACACUCAUCAGCUCCCGAGAAUCAGACACCGAAAGUCCUACACAUGUAGUUAGGACGUGUGAAACUAUCUACUACAUC
Colletotrichum godetiae is the source of this 2048-nucleotide messenger RNA. RefSeq lists its product as uncharacterized. The transcript has a single exon. Lineage: Eukaryota; Fungi; Ascomycota; Sordariomycetes; Glomerellales; Glomerellaceae. Bases 196 to 1677 code for a protein of 493 amino acids. The record is from RefSeq and is a predicted model, not a curated record.